AUCACCAUGUCCGGACGUGGCAAAGGAGGCAAGGCAAAGGGCAAGAGCAAGACCCGUUCCAGCCGUGCGGGUCUCCAGUUCCCCGUGGGCCGCAUCCACCGUCUCCUGCGCAAGGGAAACUACGCUGAGCGCGUCGGAGCGGGCGCUCCCGUCUACCUCGCGGCCGUCCUCGAGUACCUGGCUGCCGAAGUGCUCGAGCUCGCCGGCAACGCGGCUCGCGACAACAAGAAGACCAGGAUCAUCCCCCGCCACCUGCAGCUGGCCAUCCGCAACGACGAGGAGCUGAACAAGCUGCUCUCCGGCGUUACCAUCGCGCAGGGCGGCGUGUUGCCCAACAUCCAAGCCGUGCUUCUGCCCAAGAAGACCGAGAAGAAGGCGUAA
Messenger RNA from Dermacentor silvarum, 381 nucleotides. Its product is annotated as histone H2A. The transcript has a single exon. The record is from RefSeq and is a predicted model, not a curated record. Gene Ontology annotation, molecular function: protein heterodimerization activity; structural constituent of chromatin; DNA binding. Lineage: Eukaryota; Metazoa; Arthropoda; Arachnida; Ixodida; Ixodidae. Gene Ontology annotation, cellular component: nucleosome. Bases 7 to 381 code for a protein of 124 amino acids.